AAAUCAAAAAAGGCCCCCAAAUGUCCUAACAUCCGUGUUUUCGUUGGACUCUCUUGAGAUGGAGAUGUACAUGAACGGGCAGCCCUCGCUAAUCGAGCGCCUAUCGAGGCAGCAGAGGAGCUACAAGAUGGCGCAAGCAAUAUUUGAGGUGCUUGAAGGCAUGGACAACCAAACUGUGUUGGCGGUCCAGUCUCUGCUGGAUGGCCAAGGCGGAGUUCCUGACCCAAACAACCAGAAUGUUUCAGGGACGUCCACUAUCCAGCCCAUGGGUAUGUACAGCAAAUACGACGACGAGGACGUGUUCCUGUGUGGGAAAUGUAAAAAACAGUUCAAUUCUCUGCCGGCCUUCAUGACACACAAAAGGGAGCAGUGCCAGCCUAGCGCACCCUCCCUGUCCACAGUGUCGUUGGCCUCCACCAAUGCCUACACGCCUGUCCCAUCAAUCAGCUCUGGACCACAGACUCCCGCCAACAGACAGGUAUCAACCUACAUCACAGUCCCUCCCUCCCCUCUGACACACACUCUGGUCCAAGGCAACGUGCUGGUCAGUGACGAUGUCCUUAUGUCGGCUAUCUCAGCCUUUACGUCCAUCGACCAGCCCAUGGCCACCAUGCAGACGCCUAUACAGAGUAACUUAAGCAUGCACACAGCUGGUGUAUCUUAUCUGCAGCACCAUCACCACCACCACCAUCAUCACCAUCACCAGCACCAGCAGCAGCAGCAGCAACAGCAACAGCAACAGCAACAGUCCUCCCACCCCCUGCCGUCCAACCAGACUCCAGCACAUCCACUGCCAGCUGGACAGCCCGCCCAGCAGCCGCUCUCUUCACAGGUCCCAGCCAGCCACAGCAACUCUGUGGUCCAAGUGUACAGCACGCUGCCCCAUAUGGCUGGGGGGGGUGGUGCAGAGAUCCACGCUCUGGGUCUGCAGCCUUUCCAUCCUGUACAAGUGCCGAGCCAGUGUGUGGAGAGCCAACCGUUCAACACCCCUCCUGUCUACAGCCCCGGAAAGCAGGGCACCAAAACAAAGAUCUGCAGCAUCACCACCAACCUGACAGAGCUGGGCGACUUUGAAAAGGUCAUCAUACCCAAAAGACCAAGGAGUAGCAAAAAAAGCCCAGAUGGAGCCACAGCAGAGCAGCUCAAAGGAAAAGGUCCAAAGCUGAAGUGUAAUUUCUGUGACAAAAUCUUCUCAAAAAACUUUGACCUUCAGCAGCACAUUAGGAGUCACACAGGAGAGAAACCGUUUCAGUGCAUCGUCUGUGGCCGAGCCUUUGCCCAAAAGUCGAACGUGAAGAAACACAUGCAGACACACAAGGUGUGGCCUAUGGGUGUGGCCAGCACGGUGUCAAGGUUACCAAUCACAGUAAAGGUGGUGCCGAUGUCGUCCAAUGAGGAGGAGGGGGGCGGGGAGCAGCAACAAGGUGAAGCGGAUGAGGAGGGGUCGCAGCAGCACAACAGUCAAACACAAGCAGAAGAGGAGGCGGCACAGACAGAAGCUCAGGGUGAGUUGGAGGAGAGUGUGACCGAAGCGCGAUCUGAUCCGGAGGGCAGCCGAGGGGAAGCCAUGCAGAACGGGCAUCCUCAGGUGCAGAUGCAGUCCAACCAGAACCAACAGUGCCAAGCGCAGACCAAGCAGAUAGUCGUGAUCGACAGCUCCUACCAGUGCCAGUUCUGCGCCAGCAAGUUCAAGACCUACUUCCAGCUCAAGUCCCACCUGACCAAGCACAAAGGGGAGCAGGUUUAUAAGUGCGUGUUGAAGUCCUGCUCCCAGACUUUCCAGAAGUUGGAUCAGUUCCUGGAGCAUAUCAGGACGCACCAGGAGCAGCUGACCUACCGCUGCCACCUCUGCAGCAAGGUGUUCCCCUCGCUGUUUGAACUGGGAGUCCACCAGUACUCCCAUUGCUUCUGCCCACAACAGACAGACACGCGCAAGGAAACUACUGUCUACAGGUGUGUGAAGUGUCAAAGCAGAUAUUCCACCCAGGAGGCACUGGAACAACACCUACUGACGGCCACACACAGCUUUCCCUGCCCACAUUGUCAGAAGGUUUUUCCGUGCGAGAGGUACUUCAGACGUCACCUCCCCACUCACGGCAUCGGGGGGAGGUUCAAGUGUCAGAUCUGCAAGAAGGCCUUCAAGACGGAGCACUACCUCAAACUGCACACACGUAUUCACUCAGGUGAGAAGCCGUACAAAUGCUCCCUCUGUGAGGCGACAUUCAACAGGAAGGACAAAGUGAAGCGACACAUGCUGAUCCAUGAACCCUUUAAGAAAUACAAGUGUCCCUUUAGGACACAUGUGGGCUGCACCAAAGAAUUCAACAGACCAGAUAAACUCAAAGCCCACAUUCUGUCACAUUCUGGUAUCAAACCCUACAAGUGUCUAUUCUGUCAGAAGGCGUUCAGUCGCAGAGCUCACAUGCUUGAGCAUCAGCAGUCCCACACAGAUAACUACCGCUUCAGAUGCUCAACCUGCAACAAGGGAUUCACCAGACAGAGCUAUUACAGAGACCACAAAUGUCCCGCGGCGGGGAACGGGACAGGAACUGACGGAGAGACUGGAGAGGGAGAGGGAAACAAGGUAAUGGGAGCGUCGAUGGCAGAGGAGAAGGACGGAGAGAAUGACGGGAAAAGAAGCGGGUUCACGAGAAAAGCAAAAAGGCCAGGGACCGGGGGAGAUAACGGACAGGACGACACCUCAAAGGACAGCCAAGAGCGGGUGGAAGCAAAUGGUGAGGAGGAGGAGGAGGAGGAGGAGGAAGAGGAGGAAGAGGAGGGGAGGAGGACUGACGAGGGUUGUCAGGCCGCAAUGUCUAUCUCCACUAUUGAAGGGCAGACGGACAGAGAAGAGGAGGAUGAUGGGAUGGAACAUGGUGGCGAGACACUGGAUCAUAUUCAGAGCAAUGAUCAGAACUGUUUGCAGCAGCCAUGUUUGUAGUUUUAAGCAUCAUCUUUGUAGGAAUAUUUCUUGGACAUUGGACCAAACAAACUCCAUCCAUAACGUAGUCUGGGAAAUUCCUUCAUUAUUUGUUUUAAAUUAAAACGAUAUUUAAAUGAUACGCACUGCUUUUACUUCUUUUACUUUAAGUGAAAACGAUUUGUGGGUACAGUAUCUAUAAUGCCAAAAAAAGCCAGUGGACCAUUUCUGUGUUCUUGUGUGCCACGUUUGUGCAAGUUAAUCAACAGUGGUUCAUUUAAGAUGUCAUAAUAUCAAAACCAAUGGCACCAUUUUAUCCAUUUUGACUUAACUUAUUGUAAGUUUUAAGUUAUUUGUGUCCAAUAUGAAUGUUCUCUUACGAUACCCUUCAGCUGUCAUGUAUGAUAGGUUGUAGCAAAAGUGUACAGGGAUCCAAGAUGCCUUAUGCUGAAAGCUGUAAUGCCACAACUACUGUGUGUCCCUAAACGGUCUACAAACAAGGAAACAUGUUUACCCUCAGUGGUUCAAUAUUAUUAUGUGACUCUGUAGAGCCUUCUACGUUAUGUAUCUAUCUAUAGUGAGAGCACAAAUAACUAUAUCUAAAUACAUUAACAGGCACGCCUGAGUCCAAAGUGUUGAUGGCUGCACAAUUCUACAACCCAGCCCACGAAGGGGUUCCUGCAGAUGUCAAUUUAAUUAAUCCAGCUGCUGGUACAACCCAAAUUUAGUACUAUUAAAAGCAUGGUGCAAUAACCAAAUGCUUGUAAUCAUUUUUAUGGCCUAAAUGUAUUAGUGUUAUACAUUUCUCUCAAGUAUGUGUAUGACUGUAAUGAUGUUUGAUACUGUGCACUGUGCAUAUUUAUCUUCUAGUGUUAAUCCAACAAAGACUAAAUCUGUCCACCUUUUCACAGAAUGAAGACCUAAAGUAAAUAUUAUAUCUAACAAAAAGUCACCCAUGUGUGUAAAAGUGUAUACAAUACACCAUAUAGAAAAAACAUAACUACUGUUGUAGUACAUUUACACAAUACAUGAGUCCUUUACUUUGCAUGAACUUUAAGCCAUGCAUAAAGCCAACUACCUACUCCAAGUUGAAUAAUUAGGCCCAUUAGUUAUGGCUAAUGACAUAAUUAAAAUGGAUAGAUUCAUGAAGACUCAUUGUGACAGAGUGAAAGAAUCAAAACACAUUUUUCAUUUAAUUUAUUAAGGUGACAAUUUAUAUUUUACACAUCUUUCAUGUACAUCAGAAAUUAACCAGGGAAAAGAAAAUAUAGUGUUACCAUAAACCUCUUAUUAAAACCUCUCUUUUUAAAAAAAGAAAAUUUGUUAUUGACACCAUUUACAACUUGUUUUCAUAUACAGGAGAGUGACAGUGGUUUAGUUGUUCAUGGAAAAUUCUUGAGCACUAAAACAAAAAGCAGUGAGAAUUAUGAUAUUUACAUAUUUGCUUAGACUACUUUCUCCCCGGGAUUUUAAUAUGUGACCGAUCCAGAACAAGAUGAAAACAACACUGUGCGUUAGGGGGUAACAUAUGAGGCAAUCAAUUUAAAUAGGCAACUUUACCAAUCCACUUUUCAUCAUGAUACAUUCAUUAUAUUACACUGACUUUGUCUCAGUAGUUGUUAUUCCACAGUUAGCCAUAAAAACAGGCCACGUGUCAUCAGCUUAAGUCUCAUUGCUUUUCCACACUGCUGCAUUAUCUUCCAAAGAACUCAUCGAAUUCCUCUUGGUCUGGUUACUCCAGUCCAGAGUUGACCAGAAAGCCAAAUGAUUGAUAAUCUCUGCUCACAUCAAGUUUCUAAAUACAGACACCUGAUGCCUGAGGGUGGAAAUAAGGCUUCCUGAAGGCUAGUGACAAGUCCACCUCAUCGCACAUGAGCAACGUGGAGUAACACAACCACAGCCGCACGCCCCACAUGUUGCAAGACGACAAAGUGGAGAGAUUUUAUUUUAUUUUUAAAGUGCUGUGCUUUGUCAGAUAACAACACCGGAAUCCAAUGUUCCUCAGUAACCACAUCUGUCUUUUCAAGUGUGUCAUUCAUUCAAAAGGACGCUCCAAAAUGAGCGACCACACUGCCUGCUGUUCUCAUAUUAACUCUCUUUUCUGUCUGAUCAGAUGUUGUGCAACUUCAGCUAAACCAAUCAAGUGUUUGAAUUUAAAGACGGUUUCUUUACACGCUCGGCAUUGGUAAAGCAUUUGGAGGAUUCUUUGUGCACACAUAAAAUAAAAGGUUUUCUUCUGGAUCCGUAAACAACAUCACAGUGAGAAUCUUUGUUUAAAA
Molecule: messenger RNA, 5199 nt
Organism: Larimichthys crocea (large yellow croaker)
Lineage: Eukaryota; Metazoa; Chordata; Actinopteri; Sciaenidae
Gene: znf341
Product: zinc finger protein 341
Exons: 16
Coding region: 59-2941 (960 amino acids)
Source: RefSeq, a predicted model, not a curated record